Angiostrongylus costaricensis is the source of this 234-nucleotide messenger RNA. Lineage: Eukaryota; Metazoa; Nematoda; Chromadorea; Rhabditida; Metastrongylidae. The record is from the annotation of a GenBank genome assembly.
CCUCAGGCUCCGCAGCCGCAAGUAGUACCACCCACUCAGGUUGUGGUUUCAGUUUCGAGUGGAUUCAAUUGUCCUCACUGCCAUGUUGGCGUGAUAACGAAGGAGACGGAUAUGUGCUGCAUGUUAUGUCUUAUACUGCUUACAAUUUUCACCUUCCCUCUUGGCCUUGUUUUCCUUUGCUGCCUUCCGUGCACAGUCACUCGUCGUUGUUCGAACUGUCGUAGAUCUGCUUGA